CCGAUAUUGACAAUCUUUUUCCAUCCGCAUUUUCUCUCUUUCCUUUGCAGCACGAUACCCCUCCGCGCUCCCACGGUUCAUUCCAUCUCUUGCGACAAUGUCUCCGCCUUCGCCCAAGGAUGCCGCCAACACGGCUGGCAACGUCCUCUCCGGUUCCUCGAAGGAAUUCAAGAAGGAAUCCACUUCGGCCAGACUGUUGGGAGCAGGAACUGCUGGUAUUGCUGAGCUGACCGUCUUCCACCCUGUCGACACCACGGCAAAGCGGUUGAUGAGCAAUCAUGGCAAGAUCACGUCUGCUUCGCAGCUCAAUUCGGUUGUCUUCAGGGAAAAGGCCUCUGCCGGUGUCGGCGCCCGUUUCUUCUCGCUGUUCCCUGGUCUCGGAUACGCGGCCGCUUACAAGGUCCUGCAACGUGUGUACAAGUACGGUGGUCAGCCGUUCGUUCGCGACUACCUGGCGAAGAACCACGGCGACUCGUUCGACCGCACUUUCGGCAAGGGUACCGGCAAGGCUAUCAUGCAUGCUACCGCCGGCAGCUUGAUCGGUAUUGGUGAGAUUGUCAUCCUCCCGCUCGAUGUCCUCAAGAUCAAGCGUCAGACCAACCCCGAGGCUUUCCGUGGUCGUGGUGUUCUGCGCAUCGUCAAGGACGAGGGCUUCGGUCUCUACCGCGGCUGGGGCUGGACUGCUGCCCGCAACGCGCCCGGUUCCUUCGCUCUCUUCGGUGGUUCUGCUUUCGCCAAGGAAUACAUCUACAAGUUGACCGACUACAACAAGGCCACCUGGGGUCAGAACUUUGUCGCUUCCAUCGCCGGUGCUAGCGCUUCGCUCAUUGUUUCCGCUCCUCUCGACGUCAUCAAGACCCGUAUCCAGAACCGCAACUUCGACAACCCCGAGACGGGCUUCCGGAUCGUUUCCAACAUGGUCAAGAACGAGGGCAUGACCAGCUUCUUCAAGGGUCUUACGCCGAAGCUUCUGAUGACGGGCCCCAAGCUGGUCUUCUCGUUCUGGCUUGCGCAGACGCUCAUCCCGAUAUUCAACAACGUUCUCUAAGUCACGGUUUGUACGAAGGGAGCAAAAAAACGUGUAUGGUGUUAUGGGAUAUGUAAAUGUGGGCGCUUUUCCGUUUAGCAUGGCAGCUUAGACCAUGGCGGACAUGAGCAUUUGGAAACGACUUUCUCUGUAAUUUAGUACGUAGCGGCAUAGAGCAAAAGACUACUCAUCUCUCUGU
Molecule: messenger RNA, 1226 nt
Organism: Aplosporella prunicola CBS 121167
Lineage: Eukaryota; Fungi; Ascomycota; Dothideomycetes; Botryosphaeriales; Aplosporellaceae
Exons: 7
Coding region: 98-1048 (316 amino acids)
Cellular component (GO): mitochondrion
Molecular function (GO): guanine nucleotide transmembrane transporter activity
Source: RefSeq, a predicted model, not a curated record